Pelagomonas calceolata is the source of this 2272-nucleotide messenger RNA. The record is from the annotation of a GenBank genome assembly. NCBI's taxonomy places the organism in Eukaryota, Pelagophyceae, Pelagomonadales, Pelagomonadaceae.
CACCGUCAGCUCUCGAGGCUACUUCUCUGCAUUGGCCUACCUAGAGCCGUCAAAAACACGUCACAAAGUUCGCGGCUAUCACCCACCUACCGCUGAUCACCUUGGCAGGAUGCGUACGCCGAUCCCCGUCCUGAUCACAGCCUUUUUUUGGGCACUGGGUUUCAGUCCUCUCAUUGGGGUCGGUCAUGCGGUAAACCUCGGCUGCGUGGUGCUGCUGGCGACCGCCGCCGGCAGCACGCCCCUCGCCCCGCGCCGCAAGACCCGCAAAGCGCCCCGGGCCCCCAAGCCUAAGCCGCCAAGUGGCGGCGGCAAGAACGCCUCGCACACGGCACCGGAAGAAGGCUUCGUCGCGAACACGACCGCGACCACAAAACGCUUCACCGGUCCUAAAACGGCGGCAAGACUAGCUCUAGCGCUGCUCCAGGGCUGCGUGUUAGCACCGCGGUCCUGCGCGUACACGUUUCGAAGUAUAACCCAAUCGAUCAAGAAGAAGUUGGGUAGAGAAGGCGUUAUUUUGAACGAGGAGGGCGUCGACGAUUUCAUCACGGUCUACGGCGGCGGAAGUGGACCGGACGCCACGACCUGGGACGACGUGGUAGGUGCGCCCGCGGCGGUGUCGGAGUUGAGAAGAAUACUACGCGUGGCCGGCGCGGCCGACGCCUCACAAAAAGCCCGGAGGGCCGGCGCGACGCCGCCGCGCAACGUCUUACUAGCUGGUCCGCCGGGGACGGGAAAAACAUUGAUAGCCCGAGCGGCGGCCGCGCAGCUCGACGCGCCUUUGUUGGUAGCCUCGGCAGCUGAAAUCGUCAAGGGCAAGUACGCGGGCGUCGGCGUCGAACGAGUGCGCACGCUGUUCGCGGCUGCGAGACGCGUGGCCGCGCGAAGUACGGGCAGACUCGCCGUGGUUUUUAUUGAUGAGCUCGACUCGUGUGGAAGAGUCCGAGGCGGCGACGCGUCGGCAGUAGGUGCGGACCACGACAACACGCUGAACCAAUUACUGGUCGAGAUGGACGGCUUUGGGGUGAGAGAUGCCUCCAAUCCCGAUGUUGUCGUCCUAGCCGCGACGAAUAGGCGGGACAUGCUCGAUCCCGCUCUUACCAGAAGAGGCCGUUUUGAUAGGGUGGUCGAGAUGGCGGCGCCGGAUAGAGAUGGAAGAGAAGCUUUAUUCGAGCACUACGUCGGCAGGCAGCGGUCGGCGUUCCUGGCGCGCGAGAUUACGUUCAAGGUCGAUAAUACCGAAGUUGCCUGCCAGGCCCUCGACAAUACGACGUUGCGAGUCUUCAAGCCCGUCAAGGCGGCCGGGUUGAGAGCAAAAGCGACGUUGUUUGCCAAUAAUACCGCUAGGUUAGAUGCGCGCGACCUGGAAGCUAUUAUUGCAAGGGCCCAGGGUAGGAGGGCGCAGCGCAAGAGCGGUUCAGAAGAUGUUUCAUUUUCUGUAUCUUACGAGGGCGGUUCGAAGGUCGAGAAUGAUACUGACCUCGCCUCGACUCUGGCUGAUUUAUCUCCCGGGUUGGUGGGUGCGGAUGUUGCUGCGGUCGUCAACGAUGCAGCCCUGGCCGCGUUGGACAAGGACCAAGACUACGCGACGAGGGACGACUAUUUGAGAGCCCUUGAAGAUGCUAUACUGGGCAUCCCCACGCACCCGGACGGCGCGUCCCCGAAACCGGACCAUCGGAUCGCCGUCCACGAGGCCGGGCAUGCGGUCUCGAGCUUCUUUCUGGAAAAUGUGGACGAGGCGACGCGCGCGUCGGUAAGGCCCCGGAGCGGCGGCUCGCUAGGAGUCACGAUGUUCGGCGCCGGCGACGCGACGAAUCUGAGACGGGCCGAAUUACGUGAUAGAGUUGUGAUGAUGCUCGCGGGCAAGGCCGCCGAGGCCCACUUGCUAGGAGACGCGUCGACGGGCGCGGCCGACGACGUCCGGAGAGCUGCUGUCUUAGCGGAGGCCAUCGUCAAGACGUAUGGGUUGUCGCAGGACGGCGCCGUCUUCACGUCUUGGAUUGAUGAAUAUGGCAAGAGGCAUGAAAUUGGUGGCGAGGAUGGCGACGCAGCUGUGCGCGCGGAGCUUGUCGAGGCGGAAGCACGCGCCUUGCAACUCGUGAAGGACCACGAGAGCAUUAUUCGUGCUUUGGCCGACGCGCUGGUCGAGCACGAGACGCUCGACGCGGCGGCGCUCAAGGCCGUCAUUAAACCGGCGGCCGAGACGGCUGUACCGGUAUGAACAAUCCCCCCUGUCCACUGUCCCCCCCUGUCCACUACGUUAAGAAUCCUACUG